Cygnus olor (mute swan) is the source of this 19090-nucleotide messenger RNA. It is a transcript of the gene FAT3, whose product is annotated as FAT atypical cadherin 3. Gene Ontology annotation, biological process: homophilic cell-cell adhesion. NCBI's taxonomy places the organism in Eukaryota, Metazoa, Chordata, Aves, Anseriformes, Anatidae. Gene Ontology annotation, cellular component: plasma membrane; catenin complex. Gene Ontology annotation, molecular function: calcium ion binding; cadherin binding. The transcript is spliced from 28 exons. The record is from RefSeq and is a predicted model, not a curated record. The coding region runs from base 1581 to 15350 and encodes 4589 amino acids.
UUCCACCUUCCGGGCUCGGCAGGGCACGGGGGCUGCCUCUCGGGGAAAACUUCGCUCCCCCUGCAGCCCCGACCCUAACGCUGUCCCCACACGGCUGCGGCUCCUGCGAGGCUCCCCCCAGCCGCAGCCCCUUCUUUUGGGGUGCUCGCCCGCUUUGCCCUGCAAGGUGCAGCGGCCGCUCCCCGGCUCGCUCCUUGCUUUGCACCGGGUUUUAGCUCCCAUGCAAGCAAGACCAGCGCAUAUUCCUAUAGAAUUGGUAAUAGUAUUAAUCUUUCCUGAUUGCUUUUUUUUUGAAAUUUACCCCUCUUUCUCUCUGUUUAUGUUCAGGGUGAGGGUAACGGGGUGUAUGUGUGUGUGUGUCUGUCGCUGCUCUUCAGCUGCAGUUGCUGUUGGCCGAGCCUGGGGACCGGCUGCAGCUGCUUGGGCCGGGGAGAGAGGGAGGGAUGUUAGCGGAGGACCUGCUGGUCGCAUUUUGCUCCCUCUCUUCCCCACAUGCCUCCGAAAGGGAGGGCUCGCCUUGCCCUCCCUGUUCGCAGGCACUCGGAGGACCCCUGCUCCGGCCGGGGAUGGGUUAAACGUGGCUCUCCCAGCUCCAACUUGUGCUAUUAAAGGAAAUAAUCCAGCCUCUCCUUGCCCACUUUUUGAACCCAGCUGGAUUAUUUGCAGGAGGAAGAGAGAGCCGCGCUGCUCCGAGAAAUGCAUCAGUGGGUGUCUUUUUCCUCUUUUUUUCUUUUUUUUUUUUUUUUUUUUUUGUUGUUGUUGUUAUUGUUCGUGGUGGCUUCAUGCCCUUGCUUUGUUGUUGGGAGGAUUAAGGGUUGCCGAGUGUCCUUAGUCCCAGAUCCAAUUAAAAUAAAUGCAAGUAAAUGGGACAUAAAGGGAAGUCAGCGUUGGCAUCCCGGCAGAGGCACUAAAGCAUCAAGGCUGGUUAAAAGGAAGAGACUCGUAGAAAUGAAUGCUUUCCUUCUUACUCAUUUGCUUUGCCUUUGCAGCGCUGUCAGACAGGCUUAGAGAGGUGCACCAUUUGAUCGGGGUUUUGCGAAUCCUUAACCAAUCUCUGUCCAGCAGAAAGAAAAAAAGAAAAAAAGUCUUCUCCACAGGCAUAGGCGUUUUAACUUCUCUCUCAUUUAGCAGAUGCUUUGCUUUAUGAAAUCUGGUUCGAGUUCUCAGCAAAGGAAGCAAGAGAGGGUGAGCUAUGAGAAAUGUGGAGAAGUGCUGCACCGUUUCCUAGCCACUGCCCGGACUGUCUCUGCUCAUUGAGGGCUUGUUCCUGGUCUGGAGCAGUUGUGCAGAGGGUGUAAGCGCUAGCUGGGAAAGCAGAACAUGGCAAAACACCCUGGGCAGGUCUCAGCUGCCUUUUUUUCUUCCUGCUGACAUACAGAGCGCUUAUCUUUCAGUUGAACAAAAAGUUACUUAUUUUUCUUGGAAAGGACUUGGUGGCAGAAACAAGGAGAGAAGGAAAGAUCCCUCCGGAGCCAGCCUGCCUUUGGAGAGUGCUGCUGAGAAAGAGCUUACAGCUGUGAUUUUUGCACCCAAAAAUCACUGGAGUCUUGUUGAGACAGCCAGGGUGAAAGAAAGAUGUGAUGGAGGUGAAUAUGGGCCACUGGUCAGGCACAGGGCCACCUCCUUCUUGCCUUGCCCUUCUGAUUGUCAAGCUCCUGGCCUCCCUUUGCCAGGUAGUCCAUGGAACAGCACCACUUGGCUUUCACUUCACACAUUCCACUUACAAUGCUACUGUGUAUGAAAAUUCGGCUGCCAGGACCUACGUCAACAGUCAAACGAGAAUGGGCAUUACCUUGGCCGAUCUUUCUUGGGAUAUCAAAUACAGGAUAGUGUCUGGCGACGAUGAGGGCUUUUUUAAAGCAGAGGAAGUCAUCAUUGCUGACUUUUGUUUCCUGAGAAUAAGGACUAAAGGUGGGAAUUCUGCUAUAUUAAACAGAGAAAUCCAGGACAACUAUUUAUUGAUAGUGAAAGGGUCUGUCAGAGGAGAGGACUUGGAAGCAUGGACAAAAGUGAACAUCCAAGUCUUGGACAUGAAUGACUUAAGACCUUUGUUUUCACCAACCACAUACUCUGUCACAAUAGCAGAAAGCACUCCUUUAAGGACUAGCAUUGCACAGGUGACCGCAACAGAUGCGGAUAUUGGGUCCAAUGGUGAAUUUUAUUAUUAUUUCAAAAACAAAGUUGAUCUCUUCUCAGUACAUCCUACGAGUGGUGUUAUCUCCUUAAGUGGCCGGCUAAACUAUGAUGAGAAAAACAGAUAUGAUCUUGAGAUUCUGGCUGUGGACCGUGGGAUGAAGCUUUAUGGAAACAACGGUGUAAGCAGUACGGCCAAGCUUUAUGUUCACAUUGAACGUAUAAAUGAACAUGCCCCAACGAUAAAUGUAGUAACACAUAUUCCCUUCCCAUCAGACAAGGAGCCUACCUAUGCAGUUGUUAACAUUGAUGACCUAGAUGAAGGAGCCAAUGGAGAAAUUGAAUCUGUUUCAAUUGUGGCGGGAGAUCCUCUAGAACAGUUCUUUCUGACUAAAGAAGGUAAAUGGAUGAAUGAGUACAAAAUAAAGGAAAGAAAGCCUAUUGACUGGGACAGUUUCCCAUAUGGUUAUAACCUAACUCUCCAAGCAAAGGACAAAGGAUCUCCUCAGAAAUUUUCUGCAGUCAAACUGGUCCACAUUGCUAGUCCCAAAAAAGAAAGUAUACCAAUAAAGUUUGAAAAGGAAACUUAUGAUGUUUCUAUCAAUGAAUUUUCACCUCCAGGUGUGGUGGUUGCAGUAAUUAAGCUGAUGCCAGAGCCACUGGGUGUGGAAUAUAGAUUAUCUCCUAGUGAGGAUGCUGAUUAUUUUAAGAUCAAUCCCAUCACAGGCCUUAUUACUACCGCUCGUCCUUUGAAAAUCAUUGAGAAGGACCUCUACGAAUUAGAAGUAUAUACAAACAAAGGUGGUGAUUUAAAAGCAGAGGUUACUGUCAGGAUAGAAGAUGCCAACGAUCACACUCCGGAGUUCCAGCAGCCUUCGUACAGCUCGUUCGUCAACGAAAGUGUCCCUGUGGGCUAUAGCGUUUUGGCAGUUUCAGCAGUCGAUAAAGACAGAGGAGAAAAUGGAUACAUAACAUACAGCAUUGCCAGUCUGAACUCACUGCCAUUUAUAAUAAACCAGUUUACAGGUAUCAUCAGCACAUCUGAAGAACUGGACUUUGAGUCCUCACCAGAAAGCUACAGGUUCAUUGUAAGGGCUUCUGACUGGGGUUCUCCCUACCGCCAUGAAAGCGAGGUGAAUGUCACCAUAUACAUAGGCAAUGUCAACGAUAACAAACCCCUGUUUGAAAAAGUGGCAUGUCAGGGAGUGAUUUCAUCUGACUUUCCUGUUGGUGGUCACAUUACUGCUGUUUCUGCUAUAGACAUAGAUGAGUUAGAGCUUGUAAAGUACAAAAUAAUCUCUGGAAAUGAGCUUGGCAUUUUUUAUUUAAAUCCUGACUCUGGUGUCCUGCAACUUAAAAAAUCUCUAAUUAAUUCUGGCAUAAAGAACAGCAAUUUUGGCCUUAAGAUAACAGCCACUGAUGGAGAAAACUUUGCUGACGCUAUGUUUGUUAAUAUUUCGGUAGUUCAUGGGAAAGUGUCUUCAAAGACCUUUAGCUGUAGAGAGACUAGAGUUGCUCAGAAGCUAGCAGAAAAAUUGCUCAAAAAGGCAAAAGCAAAUGUGAAGCUGAAUUUGGAAGAUGGUUUUCUCGAUUUUUAUUCAGUGAACAGACAGGCACCACAUUUUGACAAAACCUUCCCUACUGAUGUGAUGGUUUCAGAGGAUCUGCCAGUUGGUGCCACCAUCCUAAGGAUAAAAGCCUAUGAUGCAGAUUCAGGCUUUAAUGGAAAAGUAGUUUAUACAAUUUCUGAUGGUAAUGGAGAUAGUUGUUUCAACAUUGACAUGGAGACAGGGGUACUUAAAGUUCUUAUGCCCUUGGACCGUGAAAAAACAGAGCUCUAUCUCCUUAACAUUACAAUUUAUGAUUUAGGUAAUCCACAGAAAUCUGCAUGGAGACUGUUGACUGUCACUGUAGAGGAUGCAAACGAUAACAAGCCUGUUUUUUUACAGGACAGUUACUCAGUUAACAUUUUAGAAAGUACAAGCCUUGGUACAGAGAUUAUCCAAGUAGAAGCCAGAGAUAAAGACCUAGGAUCGAAUGGAGAGGUGGCUUACUCGGUGCUGACGGACACCCAGCAAUUUGCCAUCAACAGUUCCACAGGAGUGGUGUAUGUGGCCGAUCAGCUAGACCGGGAAACAAAAGCAAACUACACACUAAAGAUUGAGGCUAGGGACAAAGCAGACAGUGGCCAUCAGCAGUUUUCCGUUGUGCCUCUGAAGGUUUUCUUAGAUGAUGUCAACGAUUGUUCUCCAGCCUUUAUACCAUCCAGCUACAAUGUGAAGGUUCUUGAGGACCUGCCAGUUGGCACUGUCAUAGCUUGGUUGGAAACUCAUGAUCCAGAUCUCGGCUUGGGAGGUCAAGUCCGUUACUCUCUGGUGAACGAUUACAAUGGGCGGUUCGAGAUAGACAAAGCGAGCGGUGCCAUCCGCUUGAGCAAAGAGCUCGAUUACGAGAAGCAGCAGUUCUACAACCUGACAGUGCGUGCAAAGGACAAGGGACGCCCAGUUUCUCUCUCUUCUGUUUCUUUUGUGGAAGUUGAAGUAGUGGAUGUUAACGAAAAUCUCUAUACCCCCUAUUUUCCUGACUUUGCUGUCAUUGGAUCUGUAAAGGAAAACUCGCGCAUUGGUACAAGCGUUUUGCAAGUUGUUGCUCGAGACGAGGACUCUGGAAGGGAUGGAGAGAUCCAGUAUUCCAUCAGGGAUGGCAGUGGGCUGGGGAGGUUCAGCAUAGAUGAAGAAACAGGAGUUAUCUACACUGCAGAUAUUCUUGAUCGGGAGACGACCAAGUCGUACUGGUUGACAGUGUAUGCGACCGACCACGGAGUCGUCCCACUCUACACGACCAUCGAAGUCUACAUUGAAGUGGAGGACGUGAAUGACAACGCCCCUCUCACCUCUGAACCCAUCUAUUACCCAGCCGUCAUGGAAAACUCCCCAAAGGAUGUAUCUGUCAUUCAGAUCCAAGCCCAGGACCCGGACUCCAGCACCAAUGAAAAACUGACUUACCGGAUUACAAGUGGAAAUCCCCAGAAUUUCUUUGUAAUCAAUCCCAAAACAGGUCUGAUUACAACAACAUCAAGAAAAUUGGAUCGGGAACAGCAAGCAGAGCAUUUUUUGGAGGUAACUGUCUCGGAUGGGGGCACAUCUCCCAAGCAGUCCUCAGUUUGGGUGGUGGUCCAGGUUCUGGAUGAGAAUGAUAACAAACCACAGUUUCCGGAGAAAGUCUAUCAGAUCAAAUUGCCAGAGAGGGAUCGUAAGAAAAGAGGGGAGCCAAUCUACAGAGCUUUUGCUUUCGACAAAGAUGAAGGCCCUAAUGCAGAAAUCUCAUACAGCAUUGUGGAUGGAAAUGAGGAUGGGAAAUUUUUUAUUGAUCCCAAAACAGGGAUGGUUUCUUCUAGAAAGCAGUUCACAGCAGGGAGUUAUGACAUAUUAACAAUAAAGGCAGUGGACAAUGGCCGGCCCCAAAAAUCUUCAACUGCACGCCUCCACAUCGAGUGGAUAAAAAAACCUGCGCCCUCGCCAGUGCCGCUCACUUUUGAUGAACCCUUUUACAACUUCACCGUCAUGGAAAGUGAUAAAGUGACGGAAAUCGUUGGGGUGGUCUCCGUGCAGCCAUCUAACAUCCCUCUCUGGUUUGAUAUUGUCGGAGGGAAUUACGAUAGUUCUUUCGACGCGGAGAAGGGAGUGGGCACUAUUGUCAUUGCAAAGCCCUUGGAUGCAGAGCAGAGGUCAAUAUAUAAUAUGACUGUGGAAGUCACCGAUGGAACAAACAUUGCCACGACUCAGGUUCUUAUUAAAGUGUUGGAUAACAAUGAUAAUGGCCCAGAAUUCUCUCAACCAAGUUAUGAUGUCACCAUCUCAGAGGAUAUCCUCCCUGACACUGAAAUUCUGCAAAUUGAAGCCAUAGACAGAGAUGAAAAACAUAAGCUGAGCUACACUAUUCACAGCAGCAUCGAUGCAGUCAGUGUGAGAAAAUUCAGAAUUGAUCCCAGCACUGGGGUGCUCUAUGCUGCUGAGAGAUUAGACCACGAAGCUCAAGAUAAGCACAUCCUUAAUGUCAUGGUUCGAGAUCAAGAAUUCCCUUACAGAAGAAACCUGGCCAGAGUCAUCAUAAAUGUGGAAGACUCCAAUGACCACAGUCCAUACUUUACCAGCCCACUGUAUGAAGCCUCGGUGUUCGAAUCAGCAGCUAUUGGAUCAGCAGUUUUGCAGGUCACAGCUUUGGACAAAGAUAAAGGAGAAAAUGCAGAGCUUAUCUACACUAUUGAAGCAGGAAAUACAGGAAACACAUUCAAGAUCGAACCAGUUUUAGGGAUCAUUACAUUACUGAAGGAGCCAGACUUAACCACAAUGGGACAGUUUGUUCUCUCAGUUAAAGUGGCUGACCAAGGUUCUCCACCACUUUCUGCAACAGCAAUUGUACGGAUAUCUGUGACAAUGGCAGAUAACUCCCACCCUAAGUUCACUGUCAAAGAAUAUCAAGCUGAGAUUAAUGAAAACGUGGAUAUUGGUACUUCUGUGAUCUCUCUUUCUGCAAUCAGUCAGUCCACAUUAGUCUAUGAGGUUAAAGAUGGGAAUGUGGAUGGAGUCUUCGCUAUAAACCCAUAUUCUGGAGUCAUCACCAGUCAAAAGACCCUUGAUUAUGAACGUGCUUCCUCUUAUCAGCUCAUUGUACAGGCAACAAAUAUGGCAGGGAUGGCAUCAAAUGCCACUGUGAACAUUCAGGUUGUUGAUGAAAAUGAUAACCCACCAGUUUUUCUUUUCUCUCAGUACUCAGGCAGCAUAAGCGAAGCUGCUCCUGUAAAUAGCAUAGUCCGAAGCGCAAAUAACAGCCCCCUUGUGAUACGUGCCACUGAUGCUGACAGCAACCAGAACGCUUUGCUCGUCUACCAGAUCGUUGAAUCUACUGCAAAAAAGUAUUUCACAGUAGAUUCCAGCACAGGUGCAAUUAGAACCAUUGCAAAUUUAGAUCAUGAAACAAUAGCCCACUUCCACUUCCAUGUGCAUGUUAGAGACAGUGGAAAUCCUCAGCUUACAGCAGAGAGCCCUGUUGAAGUAACGAUUGAGGUAACUGAUGUCAAUGACAACCCACCAGUCUUCAGCCAGGCAGUAUUUGAGACUGUCCUGCUUCUGCCCACAUAUGUUGGUGUUGAGCUUCUCAAAGUCAAGGCUACAGACCCAGAUUCAGAGAUCCCUCCUGAACUCACAUAUAGUCUAAUCGAAGGCAAUCUGGACCAUUUUUUGAUUGAUUCAAGCACAGGAGUACUCACCAUUAAAAACAAUAGCCUCUCCAAAGACCAUUAUAUGCUAAUAGUAAGAGUAUCUGAUGGGAAAUUUUAUAGCACUGCUAUGGUGACAAUAAUGAUAAAAGAAGCCAUGGAUAGCGGGCUUCAUUUCACACAAAAUUUUUAUUCCACGUCUAUCUCAGAAAACACCACCAAUAUCACAAAGAUCGCUGUGGUAAAUGCUGUUGGUAACCGUCUUAAUGAGCCCUUGAAAUACAGCAUAUUAAACCCAGGAAACAAAUUUAAAAUCAAACCCACAUCAGGAGUCAUUCAGACGACUGGCAUACCCUUUGACCGAGAGGAACAGGAGCUGUAUGAGUUGGUGGUGGAAGCAAGCCGUGAACUAGAUCACGUUCGUGUCGCUCGAGUGGUGGUGAGGGUUUACAUUGAAGACAUAAAUGACAAUGCACCAGUGUUUGUAGGGCUUCCAUACUACGCUGCUGUGCAAGUUGAUGCUGAGCCUGGUACCCUGAUAUAUCGAGUGACAGCUAUUGAUAAGGAUAAGGAUGAAAAUGGUGAUGUGUCAUAUCUUCUGAAGGAAGAUUACGGACAUUUUGAAAUUGAUAGGGGAACUGGUAGUGUCACCCUGAAAGAAGCCUUCAAUUCUGACUUAUCUAAUAUAGAGUAUUUGGUUGUCAUUCUUGCAAAAGAUGGUGGCAACCCAUCACUGUCUGCUUCAGUAGAGCUCCCCAUUACUAUUGUUAACAAAGCAAUGCCUGUAUUUGACAAGCCCUUCUAUACAGCCUCCGUGAAUGAAGAUGUAGAAAUUCACACACCAAUUUUAAGCAUAAAUGCAACCAGUCCAGAAGGCCAGGGUAUCAUUUAUAUCAUUGUCGAUGGAGAUCCUUACAAUCAGUUUAAUAUUGACUUCGAUACUGGAGUUCUGAGUGUCAUCAGCCCACUGGACUAUGAAAUAAAUUCCCUUUUCAAGUUGAUGGUGCGAGCUAGUGAUGCCCUCACUGGUGCUCGAGCUGAGGUCACUGUGGACUUGAUUGUUAAUGAUGUGAAUGAUAACCCUCCAGUUUUUGAUCAGUCAGCUUAUAAUGCUACUUUGUCUGAAGCAUCUUUGAUUGGGACUCCUGUAUUGCAGGUUGUUGCUACUGAUGCUGACUCCGACAAUAACAAAAUUGUGCAGUAUCAGAUAGUCCAGGACACCUUUAACAGCACAGAUUAUUUCCAUAUAGACAGCACAAGUGGCCUAAUUCUGACAGCACGUAUGUUGGAUCAUGAACUCAUACAGCAGUGCAGCUUGAAAGUCAGAGCAACUGAUAACGGGUUCCCACCACUUAGCAGUGAGGUUCUUGUUAGUAUCUCAAUAACAGAUAUGAAUGACAACCCUCCAAUUUUCAACCAGCUAAUAUAUGAAUCGUAUGUGAGUGAACUGGCACCUCGGGGUCAUUUUGUGACUUGCGUCCAAGCCUCAGAUGCUGACAGCUCUGAUUUUGACAGACUGGAGUAUAGCAUCCUAUCAGGAAACGAUCGGACCAGUUUCAUUAUGGAUAGCAAGAGCGGUGUAAUCACCCUUUCCAACCAUCGGAAGCAGCGAAUGGAACCCAUGUACAGCCUAAAUGUCUCUGUCUCAGAUGGGUUGUUCACCAGCACAGCUCAGGUGCAUAUACAGAUCCUUGGAGCCAACCUCUACAGCCCUGUGUUUUCACAGAGUGUUUAUGUUGCAGAGGUUAGAGAAAAUGCAGCGCCUGGAACUAAGGUACUUCAUGUGAAGGCCACAGAUGGGGAUUCAGGUGUAUACGGCCAGAUAAGCUAUUCCAUAAUAAAUGACUUUGCCAAGGACCGAUUUUUGAUUGAUAGCAAUGGCCAGAUUCUGACAACUGAGCGACUAGACCGGGAGAACCUGCUGGAAAGUGACAUCGGUGUAUUUCUGAGAGCACUUGACGGAGGUGGCAGGACUACAUUCUGCACUGUGAGAGUGAUAGUAGUGGAUGAGAAUGACAAUUCUCCCCAAUUCAUGACAGUUGAAUACAGAGCAAGCGUCAAAGCAGAUGUUGGGAAAGGUUACUUGGUGACCCAAGUGCAAGCAGUAGAUCCAGAUGAUGGAGCCAAUUCCAGAAUUACCUAUUCUCUUUAUAGUGAGGCCUCGGUUUCAGUAGCUGAUCUGCUUGAAAUAGAUCCAGACAAUGGAUGGAUGGUCACCAAGGGUAGCUUUAACCAACUGAAAAACACAGUUCUGUCAUUCUUCGUCAAAGCAGUUGAUGGUGGCAUUCCUGUAAAGCAUUCUCUCAUUCCUGUCUACAUCCAUGUUUUACCUUCAGAAACCAUUUUACCUUCCUUUUCUCAACCCCAGUAUUCUUUCACCAUAGCAGAAGACACCCUCAUAGGCAGUACUAUUGACAUUGUGCAUGUUGCGCCUAAUCAGGGUGCUUUGUACAGCACAGUUAAUGGUGAGCUGACAGAAAACAACAAAGAUGGUGUGUUCAUCAUAGAACAAGACACAGGGCUCUUAAAACUGGAUAAGAGACUUGACCACGAGACAAAUUCUGCUUUUCACUUCAAAGUUGCAGCCACCAUUCAAUUGGACAAAGUGGACAUUGUGUUGACAGUGGAUGUGGAGGUGAAGGUGUUGGAUAUAAAUGACAACAAGCCCAUAUUUGAAACAGCGAGCUAUGAUGCUAUAAUAAUGGAAGGGAUGCCCAUAGGAACAAAACUUAUGCAAGUUAAAGCAGUUGAUGCAGACUCAAGUGCAAAUGGGCAGGUCACCUAUACACUUGCAUUGGAAUCAGAGCUGGAGAAGAUCACAGAAGCUUUCACCAUUGAUAGCAACAGUGGCUGGAUUAGCACACUGAAGGAUCUGGACCAUGAAAAGGAUCCUGCCUUCACUUUUGCAGUGGUGGCCGCAGAUCUGGGGGAAACCUUAUCCUUGUCAUCAACCACCUUGGUCUCAGUCACUGUGACAGACAUAAACGAUAACGCACCUGUCUUUGAGCAUGAGGUCUACAGAGGAUCAGUGAAGGAGAGCGAUGCUCCAGGGGAAGUUGUGGCUGUUCUUAGCACCUGGGAUGAAGACACAUCUGAUGUCAACCGGCAGGUUAGCUACCAUAUUACAGGAGGGAAUCCCAAAGGGAAGUUCGCUCUGGGACUGGUUCAGAACGAAUGGAAGGUUUAUGUAAAAAGGCCACUAGAUCGGGAGGAACAAGAUGUUUAUUACCUGAACAUCACCGCCACGGAUGGCCUCUUUGUAACCCAAGCUGCUGUGGAAGUGACGGUCACUGACGUUAAUGAUAACAACCCAGUCUGUGAGCGGGUUGCAUACACAGCACUGUUUCCUGAAGAUAUUCCGUCAAACAAAGUCAUUCUAAAAAUCAAAGCUAAAGAUGCUGACAUUGGGUCCAAUGGUGAAAUUCGCUACUCUCUCUACGGUCCUGGGAACAAUAAAUUUUUCUUAGAUCCAGAAAAUGGUGAGCUGAAAUCCUUAGCCUCACUUGACCGAGAGAAAAUCCCUGCGUACAACCUGAUUGCCCGAGCUACGGAUGGCGGUGGCAGGUUCUGCCAAUCGGAAAUCCAUCUUAUUUUAGAAGAUGUGAAUGAUAACCCACCAGUGUUUUCAUCUGAUCACUACACCGCAUGUGUCUAUGAGAAUACUGCCACUAAGGCGUUGCUAACAAGAGUCCAAGCCACUGAUCCUGAUGUCGGUGUGAACAGAAAAGUUACUUAUUCCCUCGCAGACUCGGCAGAUGGUUACUUCUCAGUUGACCGCUCAUCAGGAAUCAUUAUUUUGGAGCAUCCACUUGACAGAGAGCUUCAGUCGUCCUAUAACAUCAGUGUAAAGGCCUCAGAUCAGAGCAUUGUGCUGACCUUGUCCUCUUUUGCUACUGUUACCAUUACAGUACUAGACAUUAAUGACAAUCCCCCCGUCUUUGAAAGAAGAGAUUAUCUUGUCACCGUGCCUGAAGACACUUCACCUGGCACUGAAGUCCUCUCUGUUUUUGCUACAAGCCAGGACAUUGGCACUAAUGCUGAGAUUACCUAUCUCAUCAGAUCUGGGAAUGAGAAGGGGAAGUUCAGGAUUAACUCAAAGACAGGAGCCAUUUCCAUUUUUGAAGCUUUGGAUUAUGAAUCGUGUAAGGAUUUCUACUUAGUAGUGGAAGCAAAAGAUGGAGGUACUCCAGCCCUGAGCGCUGUUACAACUGUGAAUGUGAAUGUGACAGAUGUUAAUGACAACGCGCCAAAAUUCAGCCAGGUGGUCUACAGUGCAGUCAUCAGCGAGGACGCCGCGGUCGGUGAUUCUGUCAUAAUGUUGAUAGCAGAAGAUCUGGACAGUCCUUCCAAUGGCCAGAUUCAUUUUUCCAUAGUGAGUGGUGAUCGAGACAAUGAAUUUUCGGUUGAUCCUGGCUUGGGACUCGUGAAAGUUAAAAAGAAAUUGGAUAGAGAAAGGAUAUCUGGUUAUUCAUUAGUUAUUCAGGCAAGAGACAGUGGCACCCCUCCUUUGUCUUCCUCUGUGACGGUCAACGUGGAUAUUUCUGAUGUGAACGAUAACAGUCCUGUAUUUACUCCAGCUAACUAUACAGCUGUAAUUCAAGAAAAUAAACCAGUGGGCACAAGCAUUUUGCAGCUAGUAGUGACGGACAAAGACUCUUUUCACAAUGGCCCCCCUUUUACCUUCGCCAUCCUCACUGGCAAUGAAGAGGAGGAGUUUACGCUGGACCCUCAUGGCAUCUUGAGAUCUGCAGUCAUCUUCAAGCACAUGGUUGCAACUGAAUAUGUGCUCUGUGUGCAGGCAAAGGACUCUGGGAAGCCUCAGCAGGUUUCCCACACCUAUGUUCAGGUGAGGGUUAUUGAAGAGAGUAUUCACAAACCGACAGCCAUUCCACUGGAGAUUUUCAUUGUCACCAUAGAAGAUGAUUUUCCAGGUGGAGUCAUUGGAAAAAUUCAUGCCACAGAUCAGGACGUGUAUGAUGUCCUCACUUACACACUGAAAUCAGAGCAGAAAAGUUUGUUCAAGGUUAACAGCCAUGAUGGGAAGAUCAUUGCCCUCGGAGGGCUUGAUAAUGGCAAGUAUGUCCUGAAUGUCUCUGUCAGUGAUGGCCGGUUCCAGGUACCCAUUGACGUUGUGGUCCACGUCGAGCAGUUGCUUCAAGAAAUGCUGCAGAACACCGUCACCAUUCGCUUUGAGAAUGUUUCCCCGGAAGACUUUGUGGGCCUUCACAUGCAUGGGUUCCGGCGUACCUUGCGAAACGCAGUGCUCUCCCAAAAACAAGACAGCCUACACAUCAUCAGUAUUCAGCCGGUGGUAGGCAACAAUCAGCUUGACAUGCUGUUUGCAGUUCAGAUGCACAACGGUGGUUUCUAUAAGCCUGCGUAUUUGAUUCAGAAGCUUACCAAUGCAAGGAGACACUUGGAAAAUGUGAUUCGUAUUUCUGCUAUCUUGGAGAAGAAUUGCUCUGGACUGGAUUGUCAGGAACAACACUGUGAGCAAAGUCUAUCUAUUGAUUCACAUUCCCUGAUGACCUAUAGCACGGCACGAAUUAGUUUUGUGUGCCCCCGCUUUUACAGGAAUGUGCGCUGCAUGUGCAAUGGAGGACUGUGCCCAGGGUCUAAUGAUCCCUGUCUGGAGAAGCCGUGUCCAGGGGACAUGCAGUGUGUGGGGUAUGAAGCUAACCGGAGACCAUUCAUCUGCCAGUGCCCACCUGGAAAGCUUGGCGAAUGCUCAGGCCACACUUCCCUUAGCUUUGCUGGGAAUAGUUACAUUAAAUACCGUGUUUCUGAAAAUAGCAAGAAAGAGGAAUUCAAGCUGGCUCUACGUCUGCGAACUCUGCAAAGCAAUGGGAUUAUAAUGUACACCAGAGCGAAUCCCUGUAUAAUUCUGAAGAUUGUGGAUGGCAAACUCUGGUUCCAGUUGGACUGUGGGAGUGGCCCGGGAAUCCUGGGGAUUUCUGGCAGGGCCGUCAACGACGGAAGCUGGCAUUCUGUCUUCCUGGAGCUGAAUCGCAAUUUCACAAGCUUGUCCCUGGACGACAGCUACGUGGAGCGCCGCAAAGCCCCCCUCUACUUCCAGACUCUCAGCACGGAUAGCUCUGUCUAUUUCGGAGCCCAGGUCCAAGUGGAUAACGUCCGCAGCCUGACCGACAAGAGAACGACGCAGGUCUUGAGCGGCUUUCAGGGCUGCCUGGAUUCAGUUGUCCUAAAUAACAACGAGCUGCCGCUCCAAAACAAACGCAGCAGCUUUGCAGAAGUGGUUGGCCUGACCGAAUUAAAGCUUGGCUGUGUCCUCUACCCCGACGCCUGCGAGAGGCAUCCCUGCCAGAACGGCGGCACCUGUACGAGCGUGCCAUCUGGUGGCUACCAGUGCAAUUGCCUCUCCCAGUUUACUGGAAGAAAUUGUGAAUCAGAGAUCACAGCCUGCUUCCCAAAUCCCUGCCGGAAUGGAGGCUCAUGCGAUCCCAUUGGCAAUGCUUUCAUCUGCAACUGCAAGAAUGGCCUGACUGGAGUAACGUGUGAAGAAGAUAUCAAUGAGUGUGAAAGGGAAGAAUGUGAAAAUGGUGGCUCCUGUGUCAACAUAUUUGGUUCGUUUCUGUGUAACUGCACGCCUGGUUAUGUGGGACAAUACUGUGGUCUUCGCCCCGUGGUGGUUCCCAAUAUACAAGCUGGGCAUUCAUAUGUCGGCAAGGAGGAGCUGAUAGGAAUAGCUGUGGUCCUGUUUGUCAUAUUUGUGCUGAUCGUCCUCUUCAUCAUUUUUCGCAAGAAAGUGUUCAGGAAGAACUACUCCCGCAAUAACAUCACGCUUGUACAGGAUCCAGCCACUGCCGCCCUGCUCAACAAGAGCAACGGCAUCCAGUUCAAGAACAUCAGGAACAGCGGAGACAGCAGGAACAUCUACCAAGAGGUUGGGCCUCCACAGGUGCCCGUGAGGCCAAUGGCCUAUACCCCAUGCUUCCAGAGUGACUCACGGAAUAACCUGGACAAGAUAGUGGAUGGGCUUGGCGUGGAGCACCAGGAGAUGACGACGUUUCAUCCCGAGUCCCCUCGAAUCCUGACAGCCAGGCGGGGUGUCGUGGUGUGCAGCGUGGCUCCCAACUUGCCCGCUGUGUCUCCCUGUCGCUCCGACUGUGACUCCAUCAGGAAGAGCACGUGGGAUGCUGGGACGGAAAGUAAAGGGGUUGAUGACGCUGAAGAAGUGACCUGUUUUGCAGGAAGUAAUAAAGGCAGCAACUCUGAAGUGCAGUCCCUCAGCUCUUUCCAGUCUGAUUCGGGUGAUGACAACGCUUCCAUAGUGACUGUCAUACAGCUUGUCAACAAUGUAGUUGACACUAUAGAAAAUGAAGUGUCUGUUAUGGAUCAAGGACAGAACUACAACAGAGCAUAUCAUUGGGAUACCUCUGACUGGAUGCCAAGCGCUCGUUUAUCUGACAUAGAAGAAGUGCCCAAUUUUGAGACGGCAGAUGGAGGCUCGACUCACCAUGGCAGCACCAGAGAGCUGGAAACAGAUUACUACCUUGGUGGCUACGACAUCGACAGCGACUACCCUCCCCCUCAUGAAGAGGAGUUCAUGAGCCAGGACCAGUUACCACCUCCUCUUCCAGAGGAUUAUCCAGACCAAUAUGAAACCCUUCCGCCCUCGCAGCCGGUCUCAAUGGCAAGUACGCUCAGCCCCGACUGUAGGCGACGGCCGCACUUCCACCCCAGCCAAUACCUCCCUCCUCACCAGUUCCCCCAUGAGACAGACACCGCAGGGGCUCAGACUGGGAACGAAUUUAGUACUUUUGCUGUUGGCCCAAGCCAGAACACAGAAAACGUUAGUGCAGGUAAGAUGCCCUUAUCCUUGCACAACUCCCUAGAUGCCUCCUCUUCUGACGUCUCAGCCAGCUGCGGCUUUGAUGACUCUGAAGUAGCCAUGAGUGACUAUGAAAGCGUGGAGGAACUCAACCUAGAAAAUGUUCACAUUCCAUUUGUGGAGACCCAGCAUCAGACACAAGUGUAAAGGAAGCUCCAUUCUUCUUCUCCUUCUUCUUCUUCUUCUGUUUUUUCUUUUUUUCUUUUUUUUUUUUUUGUCAUUUGGUCCAAUUAAUAGUAUAAAUAUUGAGAAGAAAUUUUGCUGAAGGUGUAUCUAUAUAUAUUGGGCAAUGCAAAAAUACAGUAUAACCCAUUAUUAGCUUGUUCAGAAAUGAUACUGUAUGUGCAGACACGAAGAGACCAAUUGCGUUAAGUAUUACACAUCACAAAAUUGUUACAGACAAUCUGGAGAGUAUGUACCUUCUAUUUAUUACCAAGAGUAAAACUGAGCAUUUGAGGAAGGGGGAAGCGAUCUCAUUGCUAAAUAAAUUCCUUCUCUCCCUCCCACCAUCACCCAGGGUUGGGGUUUGGUUUUUUUUUGGUAUUGUAUUAUUAAAAGUGUUACAGUGUUAUGAUCUCCCUACAGUAUUAAAGAACUGGUAUGGAUCAUUCCAAGAUGCAAUAUUGCAUGAAAUAUUAUGUCAGCAAAAGAGUGAAAGCAAUUGAUUGCUGAGGCUGCUAUGUACAACAUGUCAGAUGGCUUAAAAAACAGCAUUUACAAAUUGAUGUAUCAAAGGCAAGCUACCAGUCAUUUGUCCAUAAAUAUUUAUCUACCCUUUUGUUUGUUACAUAGCAUUUCAUUCUACUUUGUGUACAUAUACCACAACAUAUAUACAGCAACAUAUAUACAGCCUAUAUUUACUCUAAGUUGGCCUGCUUUGGUUGCCGUGUUUUAACACCUGAUGUCAGAUGCGUGUGUACAACUUCACCUGUGAGAACUUCUAGCAAUAUCAGAGUCUGGUUCCGUACCAGCCCGGUUCUGCCUCAGACGUGUACCUACAGCUUCCCUUGACUUCUGUAUGCAGCAUGAACAUGGAUCUGAAAACAUCUGGCAAACCUAAGUAUCUAUGUAGUGUGGCUGAUUUUUUUGAAAUUCCUUGCUUGGGCAAUCACCUCUUUAACAGCAGUCAUCAUGCUACAAUUAUUACAGUAAAAUUAGUUGCAAUUAAGUUGCAUAAAACAUUGCUAUAAUCUCAAAUCGUUAGUUUAACAUCAUUUGGCAAAUGUCCAUCCUUAGAGUUUAUGGGAUGAGCUGUCAGCUGCUGUAAACUGACUCAGUCGGUGGAACUGCACGGAUGGGCCACGGCCAGAGAUCUGGUUUUAGAUUUUCUGUCGGAUGUGUGUGUGAUUUCGUAGGGUUUGAGGACUUCCAAAGGUUGUUUGCAGACUUUAGAAUAUCAUGGAAUGAGGAAAACCACGGCAUCAACUAUGCUCUUAUGCUUCCCUCACCCUCAUUGGAGUAAAUGGCCUUUCACAGCGACUGGCCCAAGCAGCUAAGUGCAAUAUGGAAAUACGGCAUUUUCACUCAAUGUAUUAAAGCAGAAUACAUGUACCCAUUUCUCAGUGCUAUGAAAAUGUUUCUACCACAUCAUUUUAUAGCAUCUUUAUACCUUAUCAAUGAAUGUGAGUCUGUAGUCUGCAUUACUGCUGGGAUUUCAUCCAUUCCUGCCAUGGCAUAAUUCAGUCAUUUUGAAAAGCCAUUGAAUACGUCAUUGUUAUUAAUGAGUAGACUCAUUAACAGGUUUCCUAUGCUGCUUUCCAUAUCCUGUCUCUUGGUCAAACAUGUUAACUGAAUAGGUUCAUCAGUUGUAUUCCCGGGCGUGUUCUUGACUGAUUUGAGCUUCGCCCAAAAUUAAAUUGUUGUCCAUUUCUUGACAUACAAAAAGUGUUCAUUCACAGGUUACCCCCAACAAGAAGAAAUUAUUAAUAGAAUAUAAUUGAAAUAAUUGCAGCUUGUAACACUUUUAAUAAAACGGGAUUUCUAAAAUUCUCAGAGUAGGUACAAUAUGCAGCAAUUCUUCAUUAGAAAACAGCUCAUUUAUACAGGUACAUGAAAAAUUGAGUGAACUUCUGGAAAUACCAUGUACUGCACAUACAAGUAUUAUCAAGUACUUGUCCACAAGUAGUUCCUGUCCAUUGAAUUUAUGAAUGUCACUUGGUCUUCUCAAAGUAAACACGCUUCUGUAACGGUGAUAUAUUCUGAAUGUGCACACAGUACGUUUCAACUCCCUUUCCCUGCUAUUCUCCCUGUGUUUUCAAGAAAAAAAGAAUAAUGGAAAUUUGUAUCGCGAUUGCAAGGAACUGAGGGACUUGCCAAUAAACCAUGAAGUGUUUUGGCAAGCCUUGAGGCACAGACAGAGGAUGAUUUGCAUAGUUCAUGAAGUCUGUGUUGCAAGAAAUGAGAUGCAAGGAUUAGAUUGAUGUCUCUUCAAGAUUAGGUACAACUGGGUUAGAAAAGCAAAGCUGCAAGCUUAGCUGCUACAAAGCAAUUUUAAAGCUGGUAUGACUUUCUGAGAAUGUGAUAGUCUCUUAGCAUCUAGUUGUAGUUUACAUGGGGUUUGCUCCUACUCAGUAUUGGUGUGAGACAUUUUUAUCUAUUAUGCAAUUACUUCUGUUUUAGUCCCCAGCUAGUUAUGAAGUGUACUUGUCAUCUUCUUUUCUGUAGUGAAAAAUCUUGAGUAAGCCUGAGACUCUGAUAUCAAAACUUUACUGGGACAUAUCAGAAGUGUCACAAGGGAGAACACCACAGGAGCCUAGCAAUUGCCAUACAAAAAAAGAUCAAUGUUUCUUACCAAGCUUGUUGCCUCAGUAAUAUCUUGUUGGUAGUGAAUUUUACUAGUAAAAUAUGCAUAAAUACAAUGUAUAGUACCUUUUCUGUUUUGAUGUUGUUGCCAUUUCAUUUCACUGAAUGCCUACAAACUAAAGUGCUGUGGGGAAGGUGCCAAGGAUCACUGUUCAGCCUUCUCUGUCCCACUCAUUUCUAUACCUCAAUAUCUCCUCCCCUCCAAAUCAAAUGAGCCUAAUCUAUUUUUUCCAUCUCAAACAAAUGCCCCUCUGUGGAUAUUGGUACUGAUGUGGCCUUUCUGGUUUUGUUAUGGCCUUUUUGGAUAGUGAUAAGAACCUGAAUGCAGAUCUCAAGGUGAAAUACCUCUUAGGGAAUAAGAUUUUUGUAUUAACAUCCUCUUGUUAAUCCGUACUAUUUUCUUUUUAAUUACUGCUCUACAUGGACAAGCCCUAAUUUUCUAAGCUGGAAGAUAACAACACAUGCACAACCUGAUGUAAGAAUUAGUGUUUACGUUAUUCCAUCCAACAUUUAAUUCUUUUUCUGCCAUAUGGUGAUUUUUAUGUUGCUGCUCCUGCCAUUGCCAACUCCCUAGUUUUGUUAGAGCUGAUCUGGUUGGCCUUGAUCCUGCGUGUCUGUAUUUCAACUCACAUUCCUGUAGAUGGCUCCACCACACAGUGUUUUCUUUCAGGAUCUGCUGUAAGAGAGGUUUCAUAGACUUAAAUGCUUUGCACUAUCAUCAGUGAAUUAAAACCCUUAGGAUCAAGACAGUUUUUGCUUUUUGUAAAGAAGCAAACCAAGAAAUAAGCAACUUUUAAAAAUUCAAAUACCUGCUUGUGUCAAAAAUCACUGACUUUACUGAGGGGUGUGUGUCUGAGUAAAAGGACGCGUGUUCUCUGUGUUUUGGUCCAAAUGCCAUACACACGGAGAGCCUUUUGAUAACUCUGGCAGUGGGAAGAACCUUAAAGUGACUGACAUCAUAAUUUACACUGCCAAUACCACAUUAAGUGGCCUUGUGCAAAAGGGAAAAACAGGCUUAUGUACUUUUCUGAAAUAUGUUGAUUAUUUUGCCUUUGGGUUAUAAACAUCCUAAAAACAAAACAAAC